AUGGCCGCUGCAGCUCCACCCCCACCACCAUCCGCCGCCCCUGAACCUUCCAUGGCACCACCUGAAACAACCCCGAUAGGCCACCCCGUCUUCACCAGGAUCCGCCUAGCCACCCCUUCAGACGUCCCUUUCAUCCACAAACUAAUCCACCAAAUGGCCGUCUUUGAGCGGCUGACCCACCUCUUCUCCGCCACCGAAUCUUCCCUAUCUUCCAACCUUUUCCUCUCCCCUCCUUUCCAUUCCUUCACAAUUUUUCUACUCGAACUUUCCUCUUCCCCCAUUCCUCCUCUCCUUUCCCCUUCACCAUCUUUCACUCCCAUAGAAAAGACAUUCAACUUCGACAUCCCCUUAAACGACCCCGAAAGUGAUGCCUUCUCGAUCUAUUACGGGAAUCAGCAAGUUAUAAUCGGUGGGUUCGUGUUGUUCUUCCCAAACUACUCGACAUUUUUAGGGAAACCAGGGUUUUACGUUGAGGAUUUGUUCGUUAGGGAAUGCUACCGGAGGAAAGGGUUUGGGAAAAUGUUGCUGUCGGCGGUGGCGAAGCAGGCGGUGAAAAUGGGGUACGGGAGAGUUGAAUGGGUGGUUUUGGAUUGGAAUGUAAAUGCCAUUACGUUUUACGAACAAAUGGGUGCUACAGUUUUGCCUGAAUGGAGGAUUUGCAGGCUUACGGGUGAUGCUCUUCAAGCUUAUCAAAAUGCCAAUGUUUAGCUGUUUUGUGUGAACUUACUGAUGAGGAAAUAAAAAGGAUUUUUCAGUGUUUAUUUUAGUCGGAUUCUCAGCCAAAGACUGAAAGAUUCGCUUCUUCAGUUUAUAUUUGUAUUUGGUUGUUUGAAGGUGGAAUGUUGAAUUUCUAUGGGUUUUUAUUGUUUGGAUGUACUGUUACUUUUCGCUAUCAAAGAGGAUUCUGAUUACUCUUGCAGACUUUUUAUCCAA
This is a messenger RNA of Gossypium arboreum, 933 nucleotides long. Its product is annotated as probable acetyltransferase NATA1-like. Lineage: Eukaryota; Viridiplantae; Streptophyta; Magnoliopsida; Malvales; Malvaceae. The transcript has a single exon. The record is from RefSeq and is a predicted model, not a curated record. The coding region runs from base 1 to 708 and encodes 235 amino acids. Gene Ontology annotation, molecular function: N-acetyltransferase activity.